AUGCUUCUUUCAGCAGAUCCCUUCCCGGAGAUGUCCCUGGGUGGAGUGGCGGAGAGUGUCUUCCCCAGCCAGACCACCUGCCUGCCGCCCCUCACCUAUGGCCGCUUCUCGCUGGAGCCGGCGUCCUUGUUGUCGUCAAGCGGCGUCAACAGUACCCUGCUGUGGCCCGAGCCCCUCUUCAGCCUGGUGAGCGGCCUGGUGGGCAUGGCCAAUCAAGCGCCCCCCUCCUUCCCGGAGGUGUUGAGCCAGCCCUUCCCCAGCCCGUCGGGCUCCUCGCUGCAGUUUGCGCUGCCCGCCUACCUGCCGGUGGCCAAGGGCUCCUUCCAGCUGCCCAUCAUCCCGGACUACCUGUUCCUGCAGCAGCUGCCGGUGCAAAGUGAGCUGGGCAGCCUGGAGCAGAAGCCCUUCCCCAGCCCGCCGCCCUCGCUCACACCGCUCUCCACCAUCAAGGCCUUUGCAACGCAGAGCAGCAGCGGUGGCGGGGGGCAGCAGGAGCACAAGAGCGUCUUCCUUGCCGACCCAUUGUCAUGCGGGGGGGCGGGCGAAGAGACGGUGGUGGCCAGGACGCGCGGCUUGAGCUUUUGA
Messenger RNA from Gekko japonicus, 585 nucleotides. RefSeq names its product early growth response protein 1-like. The record is from RefSeq and is a predicted model, not a curated record. NCBI's taxonomy places the organism in Eukaryota, Metazoa, Chordata, Lepidosauria, Squamata, Gekkonidae.